AUGCUGAGUCGAGUCGCCUGGAGCCCAUCGGCCACGUACGAAUCGACUUCGACCUUCCCAACCCUCUCCGUUGGAUCACAACACAUCGCACCUACUGGAAUUGUCCCCUCUGGAUAUCUCGCCUCUGGAUUUUACCCAACCGCAUCUGGAUAUGCUUGGCCUACUGGAACUGGAUUCCCUUCUGGAGUAACUGGAUACCCUCAACCCACUGGAACUGGACAAAUCAACGCCACCGCCUUCUCUUCAUGGUGGACAUCAUACCGUCAGGCCUCCUCCUCUCAAUCUCUCUACUCUACUGCUUCAUACAACAGCACCCCCUCGGUCUCUGCUUCUAGCACUGCAGCUGCCUCUACCGGAUCUACCGUCCUCCCUGACGUUCUUCGCGGAAUCAACAUCGGCGGUUGGCUCAUCCUAGAAUCAUGGAUGAACUGGGAUGUCUUUGCCAACACUGAUGCCAAGGACCAAUACUCUUUCGACAGCUGCGACGGCGCCAAAGAUAAGUUGGAGCAACACUGGUCAAGCUACUUCACUGAGUCCGAUGUCGAGGGACUUGCCGCCGCUGGGAUCAACGCUGUGCGUAUCCCCAUCGGUUUCUGGUCCUACGUCGAGACAGCACCCUAUCUUAUGGGCGCCGAUGCUUACCUUGAGAAAGCCAUUGGUUGGUGCCGCAACCACGGCAUCAAGGUCCUUGUUGACUGCCAUGGCUCGCCUGGCUCGCAGAACGGUUUCGACAACUCUGGUCACUCGGGCAACGUAGCCUGGCAGCAAGACGACAACCUGGAGCAAAGCAUCAGCAUCCUCGAGACUAUUGCUAAGAAGUACGGCGCUCAAGAGUACGCGGACGUCGUAUUCGGCAUCCAACUUGUCAACGAGCCCAUCUCGUGGGACCAGAACAACAUCGACAUGACCAAGGAGUGGGCAAAGAAGGCUUACACAGCUGUCAAGUCUGCAUCGACCAACCAAGACCUUGCUGUCAUCAUGCACGAUGGCUUCAUGGGACCUUCUGACUGGGAAGAGGUCGGCUCUGCUAUCAAUGGCGAUGCUUCUCUUGCUGACGCCAAGUUCUGGAUCGACACUCAUCUCUACCAGAACCAAGUAGCAGCUGACUCUCUGCUCACUCAAGACCAACACAUCGAGAAGGCUUGCAAUUGGUCAUCGUCUGAGUUGUUGCCUUCAUCAUCCUCGCUGCCUGUGAUUGUCGGCGAGUUCAGCGCUGCUACCAACAUCUGCGCCAACCCUGAUGGAUCCACCGUUGCUGGUAGCGUCUGCUGGAUUGACGGCUGCCAGUGCUCUGCCAACGUCGACAUUGAGAACUGGAACCAGCCUCUCAUCGAGGCGACACGCAAGUUCCUCGAAGCCGAGCUCGAUACAUUCGAGGCACAUGCUCGCGGCUACUUCAUGUGGAACUUCAAGGGUCCCGGUGCUUGGGGCUACCAGAACGCCAUGAAGUAUGGCUUGAUUGGAGACAAGAUCACCGACAGAAAGUACCCUGGUCAGUGCAGCUCAUGA
Aureobasidium musti is the source of this 1509-nucleotide messenger RNA. The record is from the annotation of a GenBank genome assembly. Lineage: Eukaryota; Fungi; Ascomycota; Dothideomycetes; Dothideales; Saccotheciaceae.